AUGGCGGGUGGAAUGGAUUCGGAUAUGGCGCAUGGCGAGGAGGUUCACGGGAACUUCCGCGGGCACGUCCUUCCAGGUUCCAUCUUCCUGGCGCUCGGCGUCUUUCACGUCGUCUCGGCCCUUUACUGGAAGUUCUUCCGCGGCGGCCUACCGACGUGCGGAUGGUACCCGCUAGACAUCAAGGUGCCGAUCCCUCGCACGCAGCGGCAGGUUCCGCUCACGCUGGCCGAGCCGCUCGUCGUCCUCGUCGCCGGGUGCCUGGCUUCACUCGGGGAGCUGUUCAACCUCGACCACCGCGUCCCCACGUGGCGGUUCCUGUACAACCCGGACGACGGCUACAGGACGUUCUUCAUGGGCCACAUGAACAACUACCAGCACGUGCUGAUGUACGCGAGCUUCGCCGCGGUGAGCGCCGCGAACAUUCUCGCGUUCCACGCCCGCCGCGUCGUGACGCGCCGGACGGGCGCGGCGGCGGUCGCCGUGGACGCGGACGCCAUCGCGCAGGCCGACUGCGCGACGCCGGAGCACCCGUCGACCCGCGCGGCCCUCGUAGAGUUCUGCGACGGGCUGUGCAACGCGUCGCGCGUGCUGGCCUUCGGCAUCGAGUUCCUCCUCCUGAUCUUCCACCUCAAGGGCGGCGCAGUGGAGCGCCGGGUGCAUCUGAUCCUCGCGAUCACGGUCGCGGUGGGCGCGGUGGCGGCGGCGCUGGUGCUCGCGCGGCCAAAGUCGCUCGGGGCGCGGCUGUGCCUCGGCUGGGCGUUCAUCAUCCAGGGCACGUGGUUCGUCCACAUCGCGUUCAUCCUCUUCCGCAACAACCCGCACUGGAAGGGCCCGAUGGCGGAAAUGAUGCUGCCCGUCGAGAUCGCAGCGCACAUGCUCCUCGCGGCCGCGUUCGUCGCGGCGCUGACCGUGUCCGCGGGCCUCGCGGCCGUGCGGAGCUCGGUGCGGCUGCAGUACGACCCGGUGGACCGCGAGGCCCACGGGAAGGCCACCGCUGUCAGCGGCGACGACGACUCGUGA
This is a messenger RNA of Pedinophyceae sp. YPF-701, 1020 nucleotides long. NCBI's taxonomy places the organism in Eukaryota, Viridiplantae, Chlorophyta, Pedinophyceae. The record is from the annotation of a GenBank genome assembly.